CGAACUGACGACGUUGCUGAGUGGACGGAUGCAGGCAGCAGGCGUUACACGAUUGUGACUUGAAGAACUGCAUAGCGGUGCAUAUCUGUACGAUCCAGCUGUAGGUAUAUACCCAUAUAUAGAAAAGAAAAGAGAGGGGGAAACUCUCUAGGAGCCCCCAGACAUCGAGAAUCGAGAGAGGGAGAGUCACAAGCAGCCGAUCUCUUGCGACGGUCGGACGUUCCAGACUGCAGAGGGGCAUCAUACCGCCGACCGCCGACGAUCUAUUUCCAGGGGAGCCAAGCCAAGCGCGCACGCCGCCGCACACCGAUCGGAGGCCGGAGCCCCGAGGACGCUCGCAUCUCAGCAUCGCUCCGCACAGAACAGCCGAACAUCUCCCGCAGCUCUCAUCGUACGCUUCGAAAAAUAAACAGUGACAAAAAUGGACUCCGAAGACGAUUCGUGCUACGACGACAUCGAUUCGGGAAACGAAUCGAGCGGAGAUGAGCUCGAAUCAACGGUUAAUCCUCAGGAAAAAGCUAUGGACGUUGACGAGUAUAAGUUUGAAGUUCUGUCAACCGAACAAAUCGUUCAACACAUGGCGGACACUAUAAAGGAAGUCAACACAGUCGUGGAAAUACCGGCCACCACCACUCGAAUUCUGCUCAAUCACUUCAGUUGGGACAAGGAAAAGUUGAUGGAGAGAUUUUACGACGGAGACCAGGAGAAGCUGUUCGAAGAAGCUCGUGUUGUGAACCCGUUCAGAAAAGGUAGCGCGAUCAAUCGUUCUCUGCCAAAUUCACUGUCGUUAAAAUGCAAUUUAGCAAACGAAACAGAGGAAUGCGGCGUUUGUUACCUGACGUUACCCUCGCACAUGAUGAGCGGAUUAGAAUGCGGUCACAGAUUCUGCACUGAUUGUUGGAGAGAGUACCUUCAUACUAAGAUAAUGAAAGAGGGAGUGGGUCAAACCAUACCUUGCGCUGCUCACGAUUGUGACAUUCUGGUGGACGAUGCCAGUGUUAUGCGUCUUGUAGAAGAUUCAGCAGUCAAACUCAAGUACCAGCAUCUCAUUACGAAUAACUUUGUCGAAUGUAACAGGCUGCUUAAGUGGUGUCGAUCACCAAACUGCAACAACGCCAUCAAAGUUCUGUACGUCGAAACCAAGCCUGUCACCUGCAAGUGCAAUCAUACCUUCUGCUUCAACUGUGGCGAAAACUGGCAUGAUCCUGUACAAUGCGACAUCCUGCGCAAGUGGAUCAAAAAGUGCAAUGAUGACUCGGAAACAUCUAACUGGAUCAUGGCUAACACAAAAGAGUGCAGAAAAUGUAAAGCAAUAAUUGAGAAAAAUGGUGGCUGUAAUCACAUGAUUUGCAAAAACAAGUCCUGCAGGGCUGAGUUCUGUUGGAUCUGUCUUGGACCUUGGAAAACCCAUAGCACAUCUAGCUAUUGCAACAGAUACGAAGAAGAAGAUGGAAAAGAGGCAAAGACAGCUCGAGAGAAGUCUCACAAAGCUCUACAAAAAUAUUUGUUUUACUCCAACAGAUAUGCGAACCACUUACAGUCUCUAAAUUUGGAGAAUAACUUGUACAAAAGCGUGAAAACAAAGAUGCAGGAGAUGCAGGAGCGCAAUGUGUCUUGGAUAGAGGUUCAGUUCCUGAAGACUGCUGUAGAUGUUUUAUGUUCGUGCAGACAGACAUUGAUGUAUAGCUAUGUAUUCGCUUUUUAUGUGAAAAAAAAUAACCAAUCUGCGAUCUUCGAAGAUAAUCAACAGGAUUUAGAGAGUGCAACAGAAAUUCUUUCUGGGUAUCUUGAAAGAGACAUCGCUGGUGAAGAUUUAGUAGACAUCAAGCAAAAGGUUCAGGACAAAUACAGAUACUGCAACAGCAGAAGGAAAGUACUUGUAGAACACGUGCAGGAGGGUCGUGAUAAAGAUUGGUGGGAGAUUGUGCAUUAGAUAGUUUAAAGUUAAUUUCAAGUAAUCAAAAGUUCCUAAGAAUCUUACAUAAAUAGAUAAGUCACAAGUAAGUUCUCUGUAAAUGAUUGCUUUUCCAAAAACGUUUAAUACAUGUAAAUGUAAAAAACUGCAGCGAACUUUUCAGACACAAAAUAUGUUGGUCUCUUUUCUUUUUAAGUAUUUUUACUGCAUUGCACAGUAAUAUUUCGUAAUAUUUCUUAAACUACUAAGUCAGUAUGAAUUAAAAUAUUUUUCUCAGUAUCCAUGUUUUCAUUACAUACUGAUAAAUCUACGAUUAUUGUGAAAUCGUUCUUUGCGUUUGUUUUUAUUGAUUUAAUCACUUCUGAUUGUCAAUUUGUGAUUAAUAUAAUUGAAAAAGAAAUGUGUAGUAAUGACCGUUAGACGAAACAAUUUUUAAACUUUGAUUAAUCAUUAAGUAUUUUGCCUCAAAUAAGACUGACUAUUACUAACUAUCGAAAAUAUAAUGUAAAAGAUAUGUUUAAUGAACUUUGUAAUAACAUAAAUCAAUAUGUACUUACAAUGUAGUGCGUUCUUAUAUUUUCAUGAUAAACUCUCAUAACGUUAAUGGAAUAGGGAACUGACAUGAUUUUUAAAACCUUUUUUAAAAUAAAGUUAAGGAUAAAUCUUACACAAAAA
Messenger RNA from Nasonia vitripennis (jewel wasp), 2590 nucleotides. RefSeq names its product E3 ubiquitin-protein ligase arih1-like. Gene Ontology annotation, cellular component: cytoplasm; nucleus; ubiquitin ligase complex. The coding region runs from base 422 to 1933 and encodes 503 amino acids. Gene Ontology annotation, molecular function: ubiquitin protein ligase activity; zinc ion binding; ubiquitin conjugating enzyme binding. NCBI's taxonomy places the organism in Eukaryota, Metazoa, Arthropoda, Insecta, Hymenoptera, Pteromalidae. The transcript is spliced from 2 exons. Gene Ontology annotation, biological process: protein polyubiquitination; positive regulation of proteasomal ubiquitin-dependent protein catabolic process; ubiquitin-dependent protein catabolic process. The record is from RefSeq and is a predicted model, not a curated record.